Messenger RNA from Prunus avium (sweet cherry), 921 nucleotides. NCBI's taxonomy places the organism in Eukaryota, Viridiplantae, Streptophyta, Magnoliopsida, Rosales, Rosaceae. The record is from RefSeq and is a predicted model, not a curated record.
AUGGAAAGAAUCAUGAAGGCUCAGGCCUUGAGGGAUAACAGAGCGGCUGGGUACAUGUCGAGCAAGAAGACCAUGGAGAUCAACCCAAAGAACCCCAUCAUGGAGGAGCUGAGAAAGAGGGCUGAUGCAGACCUUGUUCUCCUUCUGUAUGAGUCAAAGUUUAUCAAGAAAAUAGUUAAAAUGAUUGGAGACAAACUAAGUCGCACACCAUUGAGUGUUGCUCCCAACUUGGUUGGAAUGCAUUCUCAAGUCGAAAGAAUUAAUUUAUGGUUACAACGCUGGUCAACUGAUGUUGGCACACUUGUAAUCUGUGGGAUGAGUGGAAUAGGGAAAACAACCAUCACAAAGAUUGUUUACAAUUCAAACUUUAGAAUAUUUGAAGGAAGCAGCUUCCUCGAAAAUAUCAAAGAAGUUUCAUAUCAACCCAAUGGCUUAGUUCAAAUACAAACACAACUUCUUUCUGAUAUUUUGAAUGGGAGAAAAACGAAAAUAAGCAAUGUUAGUGAGGGAUUAAUUAAGAUUGAAGAUGCAAUAAGCUCUAAAAGGGUUCUUCUUGUUCUUGAUGAUGUGGACCAUAUGGACCAAUUAGAUGCAGUAUUUCAAAUGAAAGAUCGAUUUUAUCCAGGAAGUAAAAUCAUCAUAACAACUAGGCGUGCAAGAUUGUUAAAGGCUCAUCAAGUUACUGAGGUGUAUGCAGUUGAAACUUUGACUCAAAAAGAAUCAUUGGAGCUCUUCAGUUGGCAUGCUUUUGGCCAAGACCAUCCUAUUGAAGAUUACAUAGAAUAUUCAGAGAAGCUAGUCGAUCAUUGCAGAGGACUUCCAUUAAUUAGCUCUCAAAGUUUUAGGUUCUUCUUUGUUGGGGGAAAGCAUAUGUCUAUGGAAAAGUGCAUUGGAGAAGUUAGAAGCUAUUCCAAAUGGUGA